Messenger RNA from Chanos chanos (milkfish), 927 nucleotides. Its product is annotated as C-type lectin domain family 12 member B-like. The transcript is spliced from 5 exons. The coding region runs from base 1 to 927 and encodes 308 amino acids. Gene Ontology annotation, molecular function: transmembrane signaling receptor activity. The record is from RefSeq and is a predicted model, not a curated record. Gene Ontology annotation, cellular component: plasma membrane. NCBI's taxonomy places the organism in Eukaryota, Metazoa, Chordata, Actinopteri, Gonorynchiformes, Chanidae.
AUGGAGGACACGCAGAAAGAUACCGUCUCUGAGAACAUCUAUCUCAACACAGAGGAUCCUGAAAUCAGCGAUGAUCAGUCUGGAAUUUACGAGACUUUUUACCUGGACACAGAAAAACAAGGACAACUGAACAUAGACAAGCUAGAACCCCUGAACACUGAUAUGCGGGGACCAGGUGUUCAAGUGAAGGAGAAGCAGGGACCUCCUCACAGGUUGGCUGUUGUGUGUCUGGGGCUACUGUGUGUUGUCUUUCUGGCCACCAUUGUAGGGAUGUAUGUAAAGCACAAUGCAGACACAGUUUACCUCCAGACCCGUUAUGAUCUCCUAACCAAAGAGAGGGACCAGUUACAAACCAGUAUGGACAACGUGACUAUGGAGAGAGACCAGUUACAAACCAGAAUGGACAAUGUGACUAUGAAGAGAGACCAGUUGCAGUCCAUGUGUGUGAAACUUGCCAAAGAGAGAGACAAGUUGAGGACCAGUUACACCAAUGUGACUGCGGAGUUAGACCAGUUACAGGCCAGCUAUAGCAAUCUCACUCAGGAAAGGGACCAGUUGCAAAACAACUCUAACAGGCUUCUAACCAGUCUCACCACUCUUUCCAAAGAAAGAGACCAAUUAGAAACCAGUUACAACAUCCUGAGACUGGAGAGAGAUGAACUUCAGAGGAAGCUUUCUACACAAGUAGGAACCUGCCCUGACGGAUGGAGAAGAUUUCAGUGUAGCUGUUACUACGUUUCCACUGUGACAACAAACUGGGAGCAGAGCAGACAGGACUGCAGAGGAAAAGGAGGAGAUCUGGUCAUUAUAAACAGCAGAGAGGAACAGGCUCUGUCUCCAUCUCAGGCUCUGUGUCCACCACUGACUCAGUGUUCAGAUCUUCUCUGUGGACUGGGUCUUGAUCCAGCUCUCGCUCAGUUCUUGUAA